Messenger RNA from Microplitis demolitor, 3242 nucleotides. It is a transcript of the gene FAR1, whose product is annotated as putative fatty acyl-CoA reductase CG5065. Gene Ontology annotation, cellular component: peroxisome. Gene Ontology annotation, biological process: long-chain fatty-acyl-CoA metabolic process. NCBI's taxonomy places the organism in Eukaryota, Metazoa, Arthropoda, Insecta, Hymenoptera, Braconidae. Gene Ontology annotation, molecular function: alcohol-forming very long-chain fatty acyl-CoA reductase (NADP+) activity. The transcript is spliced from 7 exons. The record is from RefSeq and is a predicted model, not a curated record. Bases 711 to 2261 code for a protein of 516 amino acids.
UGGCGAACGCGGUUGGCGUGCGACUGAUUCGGGCUGAAAAGUGUAAAAAACGCGACAAGAAGUGCGGGUUCCUGUGUUAAAGAGGCCGUUAUUGCGGCGAUUUAAGUAAAAGAGGAGCUCGCACGAGUACAAGGUGCCAUUGCACGUGAAAAUAAUUAUCUGUCACAUUCAGCCCGUCCUCGGCCUCGGGUUUUGGACAGCCGCGCCUUCGCCAGCUGCUUUUCCGGGUCGACUAGAGAAACUAGAGAGCAGUAACAAUAGAGCGAAAUUGUGCCGGAGAUAACGGUUCAGAUUCCCCAUUCAUCUUUGUUCAGGGUGAGUGAAGAUUGAAAUGUAAAACGAAAUGGUUGUGAUUGGAUUGAUGUUCAACUUGUACGACUUUGGAUCAACAAUAAAGACCCCGAGUACCACCAGCGAUUUAAUCGGCAGCAGUGUAAUUUAUACAGUGGAAAAUCAAUAUAGAUCAACGUUAACGCAUAAAUAAAGUCUUCUUCAUUUAACCGGCAAGUUUAAAUCUGUUCGCUCAUUUUAUUCCGAAGCCAAGGCUGACUACGAAUAACUUCCAUUAUAUUUUUUUCAUCGACUUCCAAAAUUAAAUCGACAGCUCAUUAAUUGAUUGAUUCGUUGUUAAAGUAAUAAUAGUAAUAAUAAUAAUAAUAAUUAAUAAUAAUAAUAACAAAUAAUAAUAUAAUAAUAAAAGAACACAAGUUAUGGCAACGAUGGCUGGCGGCGAGUAUACUUCUGUAAAAGAUUUUUAUAUGGGAAGAUCAAUAUUUAUAACAGGAGGCACUGGUUUUAUGGGAAAAGUACUUGUGGAAAAAUUACUGAGAUCAUGCUCUGGGAUAAAAAAUAUUUAUUUACUUAUGCGACCUAAAAAAGGACAGAAUGUCCAAGAAAGGCUGCAAGAACUUCUCAAUGCACCGCUAUUCGAUAAACUGCGUCGUGAUAGUCCACAUGAAUUGGCGAAGAUAGUACCAAUAGCUGGUGACGUGACUGAACCAGAACUUGGAAUAUCAGCAGCUGAUCGUGAAACAUUAAUAAGAGAUGUAUCGAUUGUAUUUCAUUCAGCAGCAACCGUUAAAUUUGACGAAGCACUCAAUCUUUCGGUCAUGAUCAAUAUGUUGGGCAGCCAACAACUGGUACAUCUCUGUCAUCGAAUGGAUAAUUUAGAGGCGCUUAUUCACGUGUCAACGGCAUACUGCAAUUGUGACCGCACUGAAGUCGAGGAAGUUAUUUAUCCACCGCCUCAGGAUCCAGAGCAAGUCAUAAACUGCACCAAGUACAUAAAUGACAAACUAGUCGAGGAAUUAACGCCAAAGUUAAUUGAAGGUCGACCAAAUACUUACACGUUCACCAAAGCACUUGCAGAGACUAUGUUGCAAGACGGUUGCGGUUCAUUGCCGGUCGCAAUUGUCAGACCAUCAAUAGUCCUGUCAUCGUUACGAGAACCGAUGGCUGGAUGGGUCGACAAUUUGAACGGUCCCACUGGGAUUAUCGCCGCUGCUGGCAAAGGAUUUUUUAGAACGAUGUUGUGUCACGAAGAGAAGGUAGCAGACUUUGUACCAGUAGACAUAGUGAUAAAUUUGAUGAUAUGCGCGGCCUGGAAAACUGCAACACACCGUACCGACACAAUAACAGUGUACAAUUGUUGUACCGGUCAACAAAACCCAAUAACAUGGAAAGAAUUUAUUGAUUUGUCAUUUAAAUAUAGCAGAAUACACCCAGCGCGAGAUGCUGUAUGGUAUCCGGGUGGUAGUUGCCAAAAGUACUCAUAUUUGAACAAAAUAUUCAUAACAUUUCAGCACAUAUUACCCGCACAUAUUCUCGAUCUGAUUGCUCGAUUGAGAGGUACUAAGCCAAUAAUGUUACGUGUACAGGCUAAAUUGACAAAAGCCGCAACUUGCCUCGAGUAUUUCACAACACAGCAGUGGAAUUUUAAGGACGACAAUGUACGGAGACUUAAUCAACAACUUACUCCUGAAGAUCGUAGUAUUUUUAUGUUCGACGUCAGGCAAAUCGAUUGGCCUUCUUAUUUGGAAAAUUAUAUUAUUGGUAUAAGACAGUUUAUACUAAAAGAGAGUCCGGAGACACUGCCAGCAGCGCGUUCACAUAUUAUGAGAUUAUAUUGGCUUCAAAAGGUGAUACAAAUAAGCUUAGUAGCAUUUGUACUACGUCUUCUUCUGUCCCGUAGCUCAAUAGCAAGAUCCACGUGGUUCAUGCUUCUAUCAAUAGUACUCCGUAUGUGCCGCAUGAUUGUUUGACGUCUCAGAGCCAAAUUUACCAUUUUACACAGUAAUGUUAUUAAUGCAAAAAUGCAAAAGCCAACAGAGGAGCUUAGUUGCAAGGUGCGAAUUGUCCUUCGACCUUCUUCAUCACCAGCAUCAUCAACAUUAUCAGCAUCGACAUUAACAUCAACAUCAUUAUCAUCAUCAUCUCCAUUAUUAUCAUUACCGCAGCUCAGUAUCCCCGACGACGACGGCGCUAUCAUUUCGCUCCCAAACGUUGGCCUUUUUAACGUUUGUAUUUGUUCAUAAAUUAGCAUAUAAUCGCUGGACACGCGAUUUUGUCAGCCGUUUAAAUUUGUUAAAAUAAUUUGUCUGCUACCGAUUGAGUGAUGGCAUCAAUUACUAAGCAGCAGCCAUUUAAUAAUAUAUUAAUUAACAAUUUAUUUAAAAUAAUAAUAAUAAUAAUAAUAAUAAUAAGAUUAAUAAUAAUAUUAAAAAUAAUAAUAAUAAUAAUAAUUAUAAUGAUAAUGAUAAUAAAAAUAAUAAUAAUAAAUGGAAUUGUACUUUCGUUUAAAUUUAUCCACAUUUUGAUUGUUAUAAUAAAUAAUAACGGACAAGUUAAAUGUCACGUUCAAUUUGUGAUAAAUAUAUCUAACGAAAAGUGUUUUAAUUGCUGCUUGUAUAGACUAGAACAAUAUAAAUAUAAAUAACGGACACAUCUUUAAAUCCGUUUGCCACCGCUUGAUUCGGUAUCCGACAUAUUUUUUAAUAAAAUUUAUCAGAUUUAUUUAUUUAUAUUUUUGUUUUUAUUUCCUGUUACUUUUUGUAAGAUACCUAGAUUGAUAUUUGUUACAACCCUCAAUAAAAAUUAAUUAACUUUUAAAUUUUAAAUUAGUUAUUUAACAACUGCCACUCUGCGGACAGAUUUAUUGCAGAGCACAUUUUUAAUAAUUAUAAUAAUAGACAUAUUAAAAAAAACUAUAGAUAUUGAAAUACAGAGUAAUCAAUUAUUUAUUA